AUGAGUUCCGGCAACUCACUACUCCCACGCGGUGGGUAUGAGCUCACCCCAGAGCAGCAGGCUCUCAAGGACAUCGCCGAAACCACAAACGGUAACCUCGCCAAGUACCUCAUGAUCGUCUGCGGCUCUGUAUCACUUGCCGUUGUUAUCUGGAAAGUCUGCGAACGCAUCAUUCGACUCACCCGACAUGUUUCUUGCCUCAACAAUGACAAGCAACGCUACUUCGCCAUCCCUUCACAGAGGUUCGCGUCCCUCAAGCGUAACCUUCUCUAUGCCCCCGUCUUCAGCAAGCGACACAACCGCGAAAUCCAGAUCAGCAAGGCCAUCAACGUUGGUACACUGCCCACCAGAUUUCAACUACUUUUCCUUAUUGCCUACUUCGCCUCCAAUAUCGUUUGGUGUGUCAUCGACAUCGACUAUUCCGCCGACAUGAGCGCUGCCUGUGGUGUCAUUCGCAACCCUGCGUUUCACGCGGCGUGGCUUUUCUUGGCAAACGUUGAAUACCCGUCGCUAACACAAUUCAAGGUUCCCCUGUUCUUACUGGCUGGACGAAACAAUCCUCUGAUCCCUCUGUUGAACAUCUCCUUUGACACAUACAACCUCCUCCACCGAUGGUUUGGUCGCAUUGUUGUUCUCGAGGCACUUGCCCAUACCAUUUCUCACUACGGCAAGAAUGGCUGGGUUUUCACUCCUCCUGCAGGCAACUUUAUCUUGCCUGGUUUCAUUGCCUCUAGCCCUCUCCGACACGGCUUUUACGAGGUCUUCAAGGCUCUUCACAUCCUCGCAGCCUGCGCCGCUGUCGUUGGUCUGUACUACCACUUGUCCGCAUCCCCCCAACUGUACAAGUGGCUCUGCUACGUCUAUGGUGUCAUUGUUCUCUGGAGUUUCGACCGAACUUCACGCAUGUGGCGUAUCCUUCGCUCUCACGUCGGAGGAUCGCGAUCCCGCACCAUUGUCGAGGCUCUUCCCGGAAACGCUGUUCGAUUGACGAUGACACUGGCCCGCCCCUGGAAAGCCGCCCCUGGACAGCACGCCUACCUGUACCUACCCGCCAUCAGCUACUGGCAAUCUCACCCCUUCUCUGUCGCCUGGUACGACGGCGUUGAGGACCCUAAGAACGAGAGAUUGGCCAGCACCAACCAGGAUCUGUUGGCUAUGCAGCAGCAGCGAAUUUCAUUCGUCAUUCGAGGCAGGACUGGUAUGACUGACAGCCUCUACAAGAAGGCCGUUUCAGCACCUGGAGGAAGAUUCGAGACCAGCUGCUUUGCCGAGGGUCCCUAUGGUGGCCACCACUCUUUCGACUCUUACGGCACUGUUGUUCUCUUUGCUGGUGGAGUCGGCAUUACUCACCCUGUCCCUUAUAUCAAGCAUCUUGUCGAGGGCUUUUCCGAGGGCACUGUCGCCACCCGAAGAAUCUUGCUGGUCUGGACAAUCCAAACUCCUGAGCACCUCGAGUGGAUUCGCCCCUGGAUGACCGAGAUUCUUGGCAUGGACAAGAGAAGAGAUGUUCUCCGAAUUAUGCUCUUCGUCAGCCAGCCUCGAUCAACAAAGGAGAUCCACAGCCCUUCAUCCACGGUUCAGAUGUUCCCAGGACGUCCCAACAUCAACACUCUCUUGGGUAUGGAGCAAGAGCACCAGGUUGGCGCCAUGGCUGUGACCGUGUGUGGCCCUGGUGCGUUGAGUGAUGAGGUUCGACUGGCCGUGCGAAACCGUCAAGAUCGAUCCCACAUCGACUUCAUUGAGGAGGCGUUCACCUGGUAA
Molecule: messenger RNA, 1761 nt
Organism: Fusarium graminearum PH-1
Lineage: Eukaryota; Fungi; Ascomycota; Sordariomycetes; Hypocreales; Nectriaceae
Exons: 3
Coding region: 1-1761 (586 amino acids)
Biological process (GO): iron ion transport; copper ion import; intracellular iron ion homeostasis
Cellular component (GO): plasma membrane
Molecular function (GO): ferric-chelate reductase activity
Source: RefSeq, a predicted model, not a curated record